Alnus glutinosa is the source of this 3943-nucleotide messenger RNA. Its product is annotated as kinesin-like protein KIN-14J. NCBI's taxonomy places the organism in Eukaryota, Viridiplantae, Streptophyta, Magnoliopsida, Fagales, Betulaceae. The record is from RefSeq and is a predicted model, not a curated record. The coding region runs from base 334 to 3684 and encodes 1116 amino acids. Gene Ontology annotation, molecular function: microtubule motor activity; ATP binding; microtubule binding. Gene Ontology annotation, biological process: microtubule-based movement. The transcript has 22 exons.
UCAUUUCAGUCCCACAUUUCCCAACGUUUCCAACAAACAGAGAAAGGGGAAAAAAGAAAAGAAAAAGAAAAUAGAAAAUCCUCUCCUCUCUUAUCGCUCUCGCUCUCUGAAAUAUCGGGCCUGAAUUUCGGCGAUUUCGGCUUCGUUUCGCAAACGGAUCGGUCCGAAACGCGCAUCGUUUUGCUGUUGUAUGUUUUUACGUAUGUAACGCCGAUCUCGGAGCUCGGCGAUUUGUGGUUUCCGGAGAUCUCAACCGCAUUUCGCAGCCUUAUGAACCCUCAGCACAGUGUCCGUAAUUGAUCAGGGAAACAAGGCAUUUGGGAAGGUCUCAUCAUGAGCACCUGGUUAGAGCCGUACACAGGUGAAAAUGGGGGAUUCGGCUAUUCAAAUGGAGCAAGUGCUGAAGAUGUUCAACAACUAGAAAUUUAUGGGGGUAUGGCUGAAGGUUACCAGCGAUCUUCUCUGGUGGAGUGGUUGAAUGGUAUGCUUCCUCAUUUAAGUCUGCCUUUGGAAGCUUCAGACAAGGAGCUGAGAGCAUGCUUGAUUGAUGGCACUGUCCUAUGCAGCAUCUUGAAGAAGCUCAGUCGUGGUUCGAUAGAUCUGGGAGGCAGUCCCAAGUCUAGUCUCCAAAAUGUCAGAAGGUUUUUGGGAGCUAUCAAUGAAAUAGGAUUGCUUGGAUUUGAACUAUCAGACCUAGAGCAGGGAUCCAUGGUGCCAGUUUUGCAGUGCCUUAAUAAUCUUAGAGAGCAUUUUAAUUCUAAUGUUGGGGAAGAAAACUUUCAAAAUCAUUUGAGAAAAAGAUGGGAUCUGACAGAGGUAGGCUCUUUAGAGGGAAAUGAUCUUUCCCAAGGGGAUGUGUCAUCUCGUGGACAACACUCAGCUGAAAAUGGAGGAGAGCGGCGAAGAGAUUCAGUUGAUGCCAAAUUUCAACAUCCUUUGCAUGGUCCUUCUGAGCCAUCAGAUGCUUUAAUACACCAUCUUGGAUAUAAAUUUCAUGAGGUGUUGCAAUCGGAGCAAGGAUGUUUUGCUGAUUCUUCUGAUGCUAAAAUUUUGGACAUGAUAGAGUCAAACAAUUUGGAUAAGGUGUCAACUCGAUUGCUUUUCAACAUAGUGAAUAAGAUUUUGGAUGAUAGCAUGCAAAGAAAGAACGGAGAUGUACCUAAUCGUGUGGCAUGGCUGCUUAGAAAAACCUUACAAGUUAUUGAAGAGAGAAUUUCAAACCACGCAGAGAACUUAAAAAUUCAAAGUAAUCUUUAUAAAGCUCGUGAGGAGAAGUAUCAAUCAAAAAUAAGAGUACUUGAGACUAUUGCAACGGGGACUACUGAAGAAAUGGAGGUUGUUAUGAAACAACUUCAGCAGAUAAAGAUUGAAAAGGCCAAAGUAGAAGAUAAACAGAAACUUGAGGAGCGGGAUGUGGUAAAAUUAAGGGAAGAGAAGGAUCAUAGUGAUAUGGAGAUUUUGGCACUAAAACAAGAACUGGAAGCGGCCAAAAGGACACAUCAAGAUCGUUGCUUGCAAUUAGAAACAAAUGCUAAGGAAGCUAUAAUUAAGUUGGAGAAGAAGUUAAAAGAACUUGAGUACCUUUUAACAGAUUCAAGGAAGAAGGUAGAAGAACUUGAGGCAUUUUCUGAAUCUAAAUCACGGAGAUGGAAAAAGAAAGAGAGAAUCUACAAGAGAUAUAUAGAUUGUCAUUUUGGAGCUUUGCAGGAAUCGAGGGUGGCCUUAGAGUCCAUAAAACACGAAGUUUUGAAGACAAAAAGAAGUUAUGCAGAGGAAUUCAAUUUCUUGGGAUUGAAGCUUAGAGGACUGGCAGAUGCUGCUGAAAAUUACCAUACAGUUCUAGCAGAGAAUCGUAGGUUGUAUAAUGAGGUUCAGGACUUGAAAGGAAAUAUUAGAGUGUAUUGUCGCAUAAGACCAUUCCUUCCAGGACAAAGUAAGAAGCAGACCAUCAUCGAAUAUAUUGGUGAAAAUGGUGAAUUAGUUAUUGUGAAUCCCUCUAAGCCAGGAAAAGACAGCCGUAGGUUGUUCAAGUUUAACAAGGUUUUUGGUCCAACAUCUACUCAAGAGGAGGUAUUUAUGGAUACCCAACCAUUAAUUCGCUCUGUACUUGAUGGAUACAAUGUCUGCAUAUUUGCUUAUGGUCAAACUGGCUCAGGAAAGACCUAUACGAUGAGUGGACCUAAUGUAUCAUCAGAAGAGGACUGGGGGGUCAACUAUCGCGCAUUAAAUGAUCUUUUCCUAAUUUCUCAAAGCAGGAAAAGCUCCAUUGCAUAUGAAGUUGCUGUUCAAAUGGUUGAGAUAUACAAUGAACAAGUUCGUGAUCUACUUUCAAGUGAUGGUCCUCAAAAAAGACUUGGGAUUUGGAACACCACCCAACCAAAUGGGUUAGCUGUCCCUGAUGCAAGCAUGCACCCUGUUGAAUCAACCGCAGAUGUCUUGGAGUUAAUGAAUAUUGGUUUGAUGAAUAGGGCAGUCGGUGCCACAGCCCUGAAUGAAAGAAGUAGCAGAUCCCAUAGUGUUCUCACUGUUCAUGUUCGAGGCACAGACUUGGAGACUGAUGCCAUCUUGCGUGGCAGUCUACAUUUGGUAGAUCUUGCUGGUAGUGAGAGAGUGGGUCGGUCUGAAGCAACUGGGGAUAGGCUUAGGGAGGCACAACAUAUAAACAAAUCACUAUCAGCGCUUGGAGAUGUAAUUUUUGCUCUAGCACAGAAGAGUCCACAUGUACCAUACAGAAAUAGCAAAUUAACUCAUGUACUUCAGAGUUCUUUAGGUGGUCAAGCAAAAACCCUUAUGUUUGUUCAGCUUAAUCCGGAUAUAGAUUCUUACUCUGAAACCAUAAGUACCUUGAAGUUUGCAGAGAGGGUUUCUGGUGUAGAGUUAGGUGCUGCACAGAGCAACAAAGAGGGAAGAGAUGUUAGAGAACUUAUGGAACAGGUGGCAUCUCUCAAGGAAAUAGUUGGAAAGAAAGAUGAGGAGAUUGAGCACUUGCAGCUUCUCAAGGUCAAUGUUAAUGGUACGAUGCGUGGUAUGACCUCAGUUAGGUAUGGGUCUUCUUCUCCAAGAAGACAUUCUGUAGAGACUCCUCGACACAGCCGAAGACUUUCAGGAGGAAAACGCCCCGGGCUUACAGAGAAAGCAGCUUCUGAUAUGGACAACUGUUCAGAUCACAGCGAUAAGCAUUCUGAAGCUGGUUCUCAGCAGUCAAUGGAUGAAUUUAGACACCAGAAGGAACUUUCUCCUCAGUCGAAGCUAUCUGGAGGGAAUUUAGGCCAGCAUUUUACUGAAGACAUUGAGCUCUUGGGCUUUGGGGAUGCAGAUUCUGAGGAAAGAUUAAGUGAUAUUUCUGACGGUGGUCUUUCAAUGGGAACGGAAACUGAUGGCUCAAUGGGCAGUGUUGUGGAGUACACUCUUUUCCCUGAAGUUGCAAAACCAGCUGAAAACCUACUUCCUGAGCGUGCACCAGUUGAGAAGCCACUAAUUCAGAACUCAGAGAAGCCACCUUUGUUUGACCGCAGGCCAAGUUUACCAUCUAAGCUUCCAAAGCCACCCCAAAAGCUGGCGCAAGCAAAAUCUUCUCGGUUAUCAUUGACCAAAAGCUCCUCAAAGGUCUCAUCAAGUGCUAGGAAAACUUUUGCUGGCAGCUCCUCUGCAACAAGGCCCUCCUCCUCCAAACGGUGGCAAUAAAUUUGAAAGCAAUUUGGUUGGCAGAAGAUUAUUUACGCCCACAAUAGCCUGUACUUUCGGUAGGAAUCCAAUGUAGCUUGUAUUCUAACUUUACUGUGCUCCUCACAUUUUAGAUUAUGGCCUGCUUCCAUUAAUUUAGUGUACUGGAAGAGGGAAUUGGAAACAUCACUCUGUAAAAUGUGUAGUUUAGGAUCAUAUGAUUAUCCAUGCUCUUUAUGAUUAUCCAUGUCCAGAUGACAUAUGAUGUAACUUGUUUGGA